AGCAAGAAGAAGAAGAAGAAAAGUAAGUGUGUAUGUGUGUGUGUGGGUGCGUAUUCGUGUUCGUGUAUGUGUGUGUGUGUGACAGAGAGAGAGAGGAAGAGAGAGAGAAGAGGGGGAGAUUCAGAGUCUUGCUUUCCUGAGCUGAGAGCUGCUGGUUCCCAAGCAGAAAGUAUUAGGAGAAACACGGCUUCUUGUGUCUUUGCUGCAUUUACACAAUGAAAUCACUUCUAUUUUUAUUCCUGCUUACCGGCCGGUUUUGCUUGAAUCCACUCCGAGCCAUGGACGACGGGAACAAAAAAAAAAAAAAGUACUUAAAAACAACUAGGCAAAAAAAAAAAAAAAGGAGGGAAAGAAAAUCCUAACAAACCCAACCACGCUGGGAUGAGGAUUACUCACUUUAGCGCUGCCUGCGGCCGCACGCAGGAGCUACGGUGCCGAGGGGGGCCGGAGCCGCCUUCCCAGUUUGCCCCUGGAUGCCCCGGCAAGCUACGGGAAAAGUCUUUGGGAAGCUCAGCUCGCCGCAGGAUCCCGACCGUCGCCGCUGCAAGCGCAGCACAUCCCGCUUCGCCUCCUCUCUCUCUCCCGGGCCCUGGCGCCGAGGAAGCAGUCGAGGUCAGCUGCCCGGUUCCUGGGGUCCGGCCGUGCUCGAGUUCGCAGGGUGAUACAAGGUGCCCGGCCGCUCCGCUCCUCCCCGGCGCGCCGUCGGCACCGAAAAGGAAUGGUCCCGAUCCUGGGCCGUGAAAGAUGGCAAAAAGCGUAGUAACAAUAAUAAUAAUAAAAGCUUAGGCUAAUUUUUUUUUUUUCAAUUAUUGUAAUGACUUCACCCGCCAGUUUUCUCACUCGCUAGUUCAGUGUAGGCAAGCCAGAUGGGCUGCCCAGACCCUCCCGGGAAAGGGGCAGGUGCGAGUGAGUUAAAUUUUUUUCUGCUUUACAAAGAAAGAUGACACGUCCUGCCCUUUCACUUCUCAUCGCCGAAAGAUCCCCUCUUCCUCCCCCCCCACUCCCGCCCUCCCCCUGGCCGAGGGGAGCGGGGAUGCUCGGGGGGUGCGGGCUCCCCCCGCCCGUGCUCCAGGGGAGCCGCAGAACCAGGCGGACCGAGGCAGCCGGAAAGACACGGUCAUUCCUCUCAGCCAGGGAUGCCAAAUGACAGACGUCGAAUCGGGGAGAGUCAACUCCUGUGUUUAAAAUCACGCGAAGACGCUGGUGAAAUUAAAGCAGUCGUCUGGAAUUGUGCAAUAGGCACGCGCUAAUAUUAUCUCUUUUUUUUUUUUUUAAUCGAUUAAAUGCAUAAUUAACAGCUUCCUGAGCAUUGCAAAAAAACAGACUGGCUAGUUAGAAAACUCGAGCAUGAGUUAUAUGCAGCCCGGGCCAGAAUGGGACUCGGGCGGAGGGAAAUUACCGGGUUUUUUUUUUUUUUUUUCGGGGAUCAGUUGCUGUUCUGCUGAGAGAGAGAGAGAGAGAGAGCGAGACAGAGCACUCUAAGGCUCUGACUCUCCGUGUUCACAGCGGACCUUGAUUUAAUGUCAUACAAUUAAGGCACGCGGUGAAUGCCAAGAGCGGAUCCUCAAAGCUUCAUCAAAGAUCUCGCUAGAGCAUACCAUAACAAUGACGUUAAUAACAAAAAUAAUUGCUACGAGCUUAAAAAAAAAAAGAAAGAAAGAAAGAAAGAAAGAAAGAAAGAAAGAAAGAAAGAAAGAAAGAAAGAAAAAGAAAGAAAAGGAGAGACAAAGCAAUAAAGAGCUCGACAACCUAUACUCACCUACGGAAACCGAGACUAACUAGGACUGGUGGACUGAUUGGCUCAGCCCAGUGGAAAGGAGAUGCCGCUGCCACGGGACGGGCGCCCGCGGGGGCAGCUGUCAGCAGAAGGUAACGGGGCCGUGGGGGGCUACUGGAGCGGUGCGGUAGCCGCGGUGUUUUUUCAAGGUAGUGGUGACUCGACCUCUAGCUUUCUUGGGCUGAACAAUGUAAAGUCGAUUAAUGGAAAAUAAAUACAUUUUCUAAUAUUA
This is a messenger RNA of Taeniopygia guttata (zebra finch), 2009 nucleotides long. RefSeq lists its product as uncharacterized. Lineage: Eukaryota; Metazoa; Chordata; Aves; Passeriformes; Estrildidae. The record is from RefSeq and is a predicted model, not a curated record.